Messenger RNA from Anolis carolinensis (green anole), 4932 nucleotides. RefSeq names its product ELOVL fatty acid elongase 2 (gene elovl2). Gene Ontology annotation, molecular function: fatty acid elongase activity. Gene Ontology annotation, biological process: fatty acid elongation, monounsaturated fatty acid; very long-chain fatty acid biosynthetic process; sphingolipid biosynthetic process. The transcript has 8 exons. The record is from RefSeq and is a predicted model, not a curated record. The coding region runs from base 280 to 1173 and encodes 297 amino acids. Lineage: Eukaryota; Metazoa; Chordata; Lepidosauria; Squamata; Anolidae. Gene Ontology annotation, cellular component: endoplasmic reticulum membrane; endoplasmic reticulum.
ACACCCCCCCCCCGCUCCUCCAAAGAGGGAGGGGAGGGGGAGUAUGGGGAGGCCGGAGCUUUGCUUAAGCCGCGGGCGGGGAGAAGGCGGCGGCGUUGGCUUUGGCGGCGGCGGCGGCGAGCGCUCCCGACCCGGGAGGAAGGCAAGGCAGGCAAGGGAAGGAAGAAGAAGGAAGGAAGGAGGUCGCCCGGGAGCGUGGGCCACCACCCUGGACAGCGCCCCUCGCCCGGCCUCCGCCCAGCCCCUCAACCCGCUGCCCCUGCCCUCCUCGGCGGCAAGAUGGAGCAGCUGAAGGCUUUUGACCAAGAAGUAAAUGAGUUUGUGGACUAUCUCUUUGGACCUAGAGAUCCCAGGGUCAGAGGAUGGCUUCUGCUGGAUUCCUGCUUACCAACCCUUUUCCUCACUUUCUUAUACCUGGUCUUCAUAUUUCUGGGCACCGCUUUCAUGAAGAACAGGCCAGCUUUGUCGCUCAGGGGUCUCCUUAUUGUAUAUAACCUUGGAGUUACAGUGCUUUCCUUUUACAUGCUUAUAGAGCUAAUUCUUGCCACUUGGGAAGGAGGUUAUAAUUUACAGUGUCAGAACCUGGACAGUGCGGGAGAAGCUGACAUUCGGGUGGCCAAGGUGUUGUGGUGGUAUUACUUUUCCAAAGUCAUUGAAUUUGCUGACACCAUGUUCUUUGUGUUGCGGAAGAAAAACAGCCAAAUUACUUUCCUUCAUGUUUAUCAUCAUGCCACUAUGUUUAACAUUUGGUGGUGUGUUAUGAACUGGAUACCUUGCGGACAAAGUUUCUUUGGACCUACCUUGAAUAGUUUUAUCCAUGUCCUCAUGUAUUCCUACUAUGGACUGUCCGUCAUUCCAUCCAUGAGGAAGUAUCUUUGGUGGAAGAAGUAUCUUACUCAGGCACAACUGAUUCAGUUUGUGCUGACUAUUACCCACACACUCAGUGCAGCAGUGAAACCAUGUGGCUUUCCAUUUGGUUGCCUCAUGUUCCAGUCCUCAUACAUGACCACACUGGUCAUUCUAUUUGUUAACUUUUAUGUUAAGACAUAUCGGAAAAGACCUUCAAGAACUGACACAAAAGAGGUCCCUCUGGUGAUGGAAGUCAAGAAUGGAUUCCAUAAAGACUACCUGAUGGCAGCUAAUGGCGCUCUGGACUAUAAAAAAGCACAAUAAGAAAUAGAAUUAAAUAAUUACAUUGUAGUAUACAAAAUCCCUCCCACUCCUCCCCUUUUUUUCUAAAAAAAGAGAAAAAAGAGAAAAAGACUGAGUUGACCAGACCAUCAUACGCAGUCUUAGUACAAGCUUAGUUGGGUUAUGCUGAUCUGUCCUUCUAUUCCCUGUUUAACUCCUGCUGAUUACUUCAUAAGAAUGCAGUUAUUUUUAAUAUUUUGAUAAAUGCCACUAUUAAUACGAUGAGGGCUGUUAUCAUUUCCUUCACCCAAAACAAAGCCACUGUUCUGUUAUUCUUGCCAUAGUCUGGACGCUUAAAACUUAUCCCCGGGGUAGAAGAAAUGCACCCCCUCUUUGCUUUGCUGGUUCCCUGCUUUUGCCUUCAAAUAUUUGGCACUGGCAGAAUGCUUAUGCAACUCCGAGCAGCUGCAAAUGGUGAAGCCAUUGGCCACGCUUGUCCCUUGAAAUAAGAAGACGGGUGUGCUUUGAAAGGUGGUAUUCUAAUUUAUGAAAACUAGCAGUAAACUACAGGUUGCAUCACAAAAUUAUUUGUGGUUCAGAUAUGCAACAUCAACUCUGAAUUUUAUUAAACACACAAGGUGACACCAACUUCUUUUUGGUCUCCUUCCAAUCCCAGUUUUAUAAGUUGUGUGAAAAAGGAGUUAUUGGUGUCCUAGAAAACUUUUUCACCAAUUCUAGCAAAACAGAGGAAGUGUCCCGUGUAAGGUGCAAUAUGAGUUAACAGGUUUCUGCUAUGGCAUCCAAGCUGAAAUUGUGUCAUCUAAACCAGGGCAGAUUGUGAGGCCUUCCAGAUUUUGGUGACUACAGUUUCCAACAGCCCUAGCCAGCACGGCCAGUGGUGAGGAAGAUUAGGACUUGUCAUUCAAUAUCUGAAAACUUCUCAUGCUAUCCAAUAAAAUAAAAUAAAAAUUCAUUCGGAAUUUUAUUAUUGUUAUACUGGGGCUGUCCUCCAGAUUUUUAUCAUUGCAACUCCCAACUGGGUGUCGCAGUUCAACAAGACCUGCCUGCCUGGAGAAAUCCCACCAAUUUUAAACUUUGAAUCCCACCCAUUUGAAGUCUAAAUGGAUAUACCAGCUUCAAAUAACCUCUCAAUAAAUGUGUCAAGCCAUACAUUCCCGAACUGGAACACUAUCUUGAUGGUGCGAGACAGUCCUUCACAAAAGCCCUGAUAUAUAUAAUAUUUUACUUAUUCAAUUAUCUAGACUAUUCCCUGGCUCAAAACUUGGUGGUCUACAUUAGGUCCUCAGUCUGCAUUUUGCUUUUGUACCGUUCUAGAACAGAUGUUCAUGUUAUGUUAGAAAAUACUAUAAGAGCAUAUGACAGGUGCCAAUGUAAAAAUAAGCAUUAUUACGGUUCAAGAGAUCACACAAUUGACAAGACCUAGAAAUAUAAUCCCAUGCAGAGGGAAAUCCUUCCAAUUUCAGUGAGACUUACUUUCUAGUAUGGCUAUCUAGAUUUGUAGUUUGAAAAUGGAAAUGCUUACAAAACAAUUUGAAUGCAUUCUUUUAGGAAUAGCCCCUGUUCCACAGCAAAACUCCUUGUCGGAAAGCUUUGCCUAUUAAACUUUAUUGGAGGAGGGCUUCCAUGUAAUUCAUGUAUAGUUUGCCACAAUACAUCAGCUACUUGAGAUAUGGCCUCUGACUUUAGCGAAUGCUUUGUCCUCUGCACUAUUUUAGACUGCAAUUCUCAUAACCACCUAGGAGUUUGGGAUAGUAAAACUAGUCCAAAAAUAUAGAAAGGGAGUCAGGUUGCUUUCCCUUUUAGCAAAAACAAUGAAGAAAGGUUCUAUAAUGGUGGAUUAAUUCAACACAUAAGCAUUUUCCUUCAUGGAUGAAAAGCUAGGUAUUUUUAAAGCCCAGUGCCAGUAGAUAUAUGAGUUUUGCAAGAAAGGGUUUUGCAGCAACUCUAAAUUCAAUCAAAUUUUAUUCAAAAUAUCUGAAUAUGAGAAUCAGCAUUUCAGUAUAAGAUGUUUUACCCAAUGUCAUAAUAUAAAAUGUAGGCAUGUAAAUCAUUUGAUGAAUUAGUCCUGAUUUACAAAGGUUAAUAAUUGCUGUAGCCUUCUCCAUAGUAUUCUCUAUGUAUUUGACUGUCCAAAGCGUUGGGUAGGAAUUAUUGGACAGAGAAAAAUGAAUGGAUAUUUUCUCAUGAAAAAGCCGUUUUACAUGCCGGGAACUAUGCUUUUUGCCCAGAAAAAAGUGCAAAAUAUUUCGUGAUAUCCUCUGCACAUUAAUACUAGCUGAUAUUUUGGAAUAUUUUAGUACUGGAAGAAAAUUGUACAAAAGUUUCUAUUAUUUUUCCUCGAAGGGAUGUCUGUGACUAUUGGGAAACCAGUUUUUCACUCUGUAAAUGAAUUUCAAUCUGUUAACACUCUUUCUCAAUAUCAUGCACCAACCACACAGAUCCUAUUUGUAAGUAUCUGCAGGGACAGGUUGAGUAUUCCUUAUCCAAAAUCCUUGGGAGCAGAAGAGAUUAUGAUUUAUUUCUCUCUUCUUUUUUAAAGCUUUUGGAAUAUCAAUAUAUGCUUGGAUAUACAUAUAUAUCCAACAACGCUCCAUGAGGUCAUGCUAGCCACAUGACCUUGGAGGGGUCUAUGGACAACACUGGCUCUUAGGCUUAGAAAUUGAGAUGAGUACAAUCCCCCCCCCCCAGAGUUGGCCACAACUAGAUUUAAUGUCAAGGGGAAACCUUUACCUUAUAUUAUGAGAUAUCUUGGAGAGGGAACUAAAUUCUAAAUAUGACAUUCAUUUCUAUUUCAUAUCCAUUGUAUGCAUAAACCUGAAGGUAAUUUUAUAUACUGUAUAGUUUAUGAAUGAUUUUGCACAUGACAGGACGUUGGUGUAUAUUGAACCAUUAGACAGCAAAUGUGCUACUGUCUCAGCCACCUACAUGGAAAAUUAUAGAGUAUUUUGGAUUUUGGCAUUCACGAUAAGUGAUGCUUAACCUGUAACACUAAAACUGUAGUUGUUCAAUGCCUCUAGCGGAGCUCUUUUCCAAAAAGCUCAUCCAUCCUACUUGAUUUUGGAAACAUGAAAAUGGUUGAGUUUUAUGCUGAGGUAUACUUUAAUGCAACUGUUGUGAGCCGCCCCGAGUCCCUUCGGGGAGAUGGGGCGGGACAUAAAAAUAAAGAUGAUUAUUAUUAUAAGAAUGGGAGGAUCCCAUCAUGAAGGACAUCUGUAUACGAGUAAUGUCAAGUUAUUUCCAACUUACAAUGACCCUAAGAAGAACUUACCACAGUUUUCGUGGCUAGAUUUCUUUGGAGGGGGGUUGCCAUUGAGGCAGAGAGAGUACAACUUACUCAACGUGACCCAAUAGUUUUCCAUGGCUAAACAGGGAUUCAAACCCUGGUCUCCAGAGCCAUAAUCCACCACUCUAUACACUAUGUAACACUAACUCAUGAAGACAUUUCCCAGCCAUUUUUAAAGGAGAUUGUCUUGGAAAUGCCACAGGCCAGAUCUGAUAUGAGAAACGGAGCCAGCAAAUGUUAAGUGUCCGUCUCUUCUUCUUUUGUAGAAGUUUUUUUUUAAUGUGUUGGAGGGAGAACACUGCCUUACUCAAUCUUUCAAAGGGCUGAAAAAAACAAUGCUAAGAUUCACAACUGCUUGUUAAAUGAUAAUCAGACAUGCUCUGAAUACACAAACGUAAUAAAAAUGCUGCUGUUUUGAACCACCACUGGGAUGAUGACUUUUUCAAAAAUUAUUGUGAAAAUUUACUCUUGGAAAAUAAAUAUACAUUUUACAGUCA